Molecule: messenger RNA, 525 nt
Organism: Rhizophagus irregularis DAOM 181602=DAOM 197198
Lineage: Eukaryota; Fungi; Glomeromycota; Glomeromycetes; Glomerales; Glomeraceae
Source: RefSeq, a predicted model, not a curated record
AUGAGCAAAUCGCUUGUUUUUGACCGAUCCAAUUUUUACAACAAGACAUUAGAUCAAUAUCCAAAUUUAUAUAGAGAAUUUAGUAGUGAAAAUUUUAAUUAUUAUGGUAUUACUGAUGAGACAUCAUACCCAUUAUGCAAGUUAAAGUAUGAUGAUGAGGAAAGCAUAGAGGGUACAUAUAAAGCUGAAUCUUAUUUUAUUAAAUGUGAACAGCAUGAAAUUGAAAUACUUAUACAAAAAUAUAAAAAAGAAACUGGGCAUAAGCCAUGGCAAUUAUCAAAAGUACAUGAAUCAGAAGUCAUAAAUUCUCCAGAAAACAAAGUAUCCGAUUUAUCUUUUCCCUCCUCUGGUGAGCAAUAUCAAGAAAAAGGGCCCAUCACUUUCGAAGCCAGAUCUGAUCUAGAAUUAAUUAUCAACUGUGAAGCUCACCAUGCCCUAUUUGCGAUGGAAAACAUGGGAAUUAUGGAUUAUAUGGCUCAUGGUACUGCGAAAAUGGGAAUCAGUUCUCUUAUGAUCCUGAAUUAG